Messenger RNA from Lepus europaeus (European hare), 12639 nucleotides. RefSeq names its product ALMS1 centrosome and basal body associated protein (gene ALMS1). Gene Ontology annotation, cellular component: centriole; centrosome; cytosol. The transcript has 24 exons. Bases 23 to 12325 code for a protein of 4100 amino acids. The record is from RefSeq and is a predicted model, not a curated record. NCBI's taxonomy places the organism in Eukaryota, Metazoa, Chordata, Mammalia, Lagomorpha, Leporidae. Gene Ontology annotation, biological process: regulation of centriole replication.
CCGCCUAGAACGAGACUUCAACAUGGAGCCCGAGGACCUGCCUUGGCCAGGCGAGCUGGAGGAGGAGGAGGAGGAGGAGGCGGCGGCGGCGGCGGAGCCUGAAGAGACAGCGAACUUGGAUGAGAUCGUGGUGGUGGAGGAGGUGGAGGACGAGACCAGGCCAGAGUUGAACUCCGACUCUAACUACGAGUUCCAGCGUCGGGAGAGCACUGACGACGAUGAGGAGGACGACGAGGCCAAGGCCUGGCUGCAGGCGCACCCGGGCGGGACGCUGCCCCCGCCGCCGCCCCCGAGGUACCGCUACUCGGAGGGAGAGCGUGCCUCCCUUGAGGUUCCAUUGACCUGUCGUGUAUGGCAACAGUCAUUGUAUCAAGGCAGUAGUAGAACACAAAUUUCUGAUACUAACGCUGUCUCUUUGGAAACAACAACUCAGUGGGGUUCUGGGGAUGAUCAGAAAACAGAAUCUUGGCAUUGUCUUCCUCAAGAAACGGACUCUUCCCAAACCCUGGAUACAUCUCAGACCAGGUUUAAUGUGAGAACAGAAGGGAUCGAAGUGACAGACUUCUCUUCUCUUGAGGAAAGUGUGUUGAGCCAAUCAGAAAAUCAAGCAAAGGAAUCCAACAGAGAUAGAGAUCUUUUAUGUUCUCCGUUGCUAGUCAUACAAGAUAACUUUGCUUCUCCUGAUUUGCCUUUGCUGACGUGUAUGACACAAGACCAAGAGUUUGGGGCUGAUUCCUUAUUUCACCAAAGUGAAGUAGAGUUUGCACCUCUGAGGGGAAUUCCUGAUAAGUCUGAAGAUACUGAAUGGUUUUCCCGACCAUCUGAAGUUAGUGAAGCUUUAUUCCAGGCUACCUCAGAAGUAGCCUCCGACUUAGUUAACAGCUACCUUAGUAUUUCUCAGCAUCCACUUAUAAGUACCCCGGCUGCUGGGUCUCAGCACUCUCUUUUACCUCCUGAACAAGAGAAUAAGGAAGAGAGUAUUUCAUCUGAUACUGCUGAUGAACAGAAAACAUUCAAAGACUCUGAUAAUUACGAUGCUGCUUCUUCAUAUAUGUCAUGGAAGACACGAAAAGAUAUGCAGCAGUCAGAAACCAAUUUAGCUGAUAAAGAUCAAGUUUCAACUUCAGCGUCAUCUGAAGUAAGUGAAGAAACCAUAGCUUUUAAAAGAAGUGACAGUUUUGAUGCUGCUUGUUCACAUGUGCAGUUUUGGAAACAGGAAACUUUACAGCAGGCAGAAACACAUCCAACUAAUCAGGACCGUGUUUCUUUUCCACAUGAAAUUACUCCUCCUCCUCCUAAUAGAAUGUCAUAUUCUUUCUUGCGAUGUUUGUUGGAAGGAAGAAGAAAAGGGAUUCCCUUGACUUCAGAUAGUCGUUACCUGGAGAGUGUUUGUUUAAGGGCCCCAGCUGAGAACGGGGUGAAACAAAAUGUGGAUUCUUUGGGAGGUUAUGAAGGAAAGGAAGAUCUGCAGAAAGAAGUAUUUCCGUGUCUUAAACAAAAGGAGACCAAAAAUAACUUCCUGUCUUCAGAGGUGCAUCCCAGACCUUCAGAAAUACCGUAUAUUGGGAAGGUUAUAGUUCCUGAUAAUUCUGUAAAAGUUUCGGAAGCAUAUAUACUUUCCAGGGGACAUGAUCUUUCUAAGAUGGAGGCUUCCGGUGGUCCUCUUCAGACUGUUAAAUCCAACUUGGAUGAGACAUCAGAACAACUGUAUUUUGAAGAGGAAAGAAACCAAAAGACAACUUCUGUUUUUGAGGGCCCGCAGGGGAAGGCUGCGUCUGAGGUCAUUACAGUGGAUGAUGGUACUGAGUGCUGUAACCCAGAUGAAAAUGCUGUUGUGUGCAGUCAAAGAGUUGCUGAACUACAAAGCGAGACAUGUGAGCAACAUGAUGUGACUGGUGAGUGCACUGAGCUAGCAGCUUUAGAAAAUUUGCUCGAUGAUCUUUGUGACAGCUCCCAGGAUUGGCAACCUGCUUCACAACAGCCAUCCGAGGAAGAGAGCAAUUUUCAAGAGCCUGUAAGUCAUUCUAAUCUGGGCAUUAAUCAGUCUUUUUCAUCUAUAUUGCCUCCAUUUGUUCCUCAUGAGCCAACCAGAGAGUCAGAAUAUCAUUCUUCAAAUCUCAGAAUGUUGAGGGUAUCUCCUGACGCUGUGCCAAAGACUCUCAAACAUUUAGCAGGAGACGCUUCUAAAGGAGGCCUAGUUGAAAUCACUCAGUCCAACUUGAAAUCAGGGAUUACUACCACUCCUGGAGAUUCAGACAUUGGAUCUCGUUUAUCUUCAUCUCCUGAGGACGUGCCUCAGUUGGUUGUGCAUUCUCAAGAAGAGGCUACUACUGGUGAACACGCUGAUCUUCUUCACCAGAAGGCAUUGACAAAUAGUCAGCUAGCUGAAGAGCCUCUGAAAGUUCCAGCUGUUCCUGUCCUAGCUGACCAGAAGACUGGGACAGCCCCAGUACCUUCUCCUUUCUAUUCACAGAGAGAGAAGCCUGGUAUUUUCUAUCAGCAGGCCUUACCAGACAGUCAUCUAACUGAGGAGUCACGGAAGGCUUCAGCUGUCCCUACACCAACUGACCAGAAGACUGGGAAAGGAAUAGUACAACCUAGUUCCCACUCCUAUAGAGAGAAGCCCAACACCUUCUAUCAGCAGACUGUGCCAGACAGUCAUCUACCUGAAGAGGCUCUGAAAGUUUCUGCUGCCUCCGAACCAGCUGAUCAGAAGACCAGCAUACCAACUGUAACCUCGACUUCCUACUCAGGUAGAGAGGAGCCUGGUAUUUUCUACCAGCAGAGCUUCCCAGGUAGUCGUCUACCUGAAGAGGUUGUGAGAGUUUCAGCUGCUCCUCAAUCAGCUGACCAGAAGACUGGAAUACCAACUGUAACCUUUCCUUCCUACUCACAGAGAGAGGAGCCCAGUGUUUUCGAUCAACAAGAGCUGCCGGAGAGUCAUUUCAUUGAGGAGGCUCCGAGUGUUUCAGCAGCUGCUAGACCAGCUGACCAGAAGACUGGGACACCAACUGUAGCCUCUACUUCCUACUCACAUGGAGAGAAGCCUCGUAUUUUUUAUCAACAGGUGUUGCCAGAAAGCCAUAUACCUGAUCGCACUUUGAAAUUUUCUGCUGUUCCUGGACCUGUUGACCAGAAGACUGGGACAACAACAGUACCAUCUACCACCUACUCACAGAGAGGGAAGCCUGGUAUUUUGUACCAACAACAGUUGCCAGACAGUCAUCAAAUUGAAGAAGCCCGGAAGUUUUCAGCUGCCUUUGGGUCUGCUGACCAGAAGACUGGGACAACAACAGUACCCUCUACAUCCUACUCACAGAGAGGGAAGCCUGGUAUUUUCUACCAACAAGAGUUGCCAGACAGUCAUCAAAUUGAAGAAGCCCGGAAGUUUUCAGCUGCUUAUGGACCAGCUGACCAGAAGACUAUAAUACCAACCAUACACUCAUGGAGUGAAAAGCCUGUCAUUUUCUACCCACAGGCCUUACCAGACAGUCAUCAAACUGAGGAGGCUCUGAAAGUUUCGUCUGUUUCUGGAGAGGCUGACCAGAAGACUGGGAUACCAACUAUAAGCUCUACUUCCUACUCACAUAAAGAGAAGCCUAGCAUUUUCUACCAACAGACAUUACCAGAUAGUAAUAAAACUGAGGAGGCUCUGAAAGUUUCAGUUGCUCUUGCUCCAGGUGACCAGAAGACUGGAUCACCAGCUGAAUUGUCUAGUCCCUACUCUCAUAGAAAGCAGCCCAUUCUUUUCUCCCAGCAGACCCUACCAGAUAGUCAUCUACCUGAAGAAGGUCUGAAAGUUUCAGCUGUUUUUGGAUCAGCUGAGCAGAAGGCUGAAAUAGCAGCAGUAUCCUCUAGUGCCUACUCACAUAGAGACAAAUCAGGCGUUGUCUUCCAAAGGGAGUUGUCAGACAGUCAUCUGGCUAAAGAGGCUCUGAAAGUUUCAGUUGGUACUAGAGUAGCUGACCAAAAGACUGGGAUACCAACAGGAUCUUCAGGUUCCUACUCACAUAGAGAGAAGCCCAGUAUUUUUUAUCAGCAGGUAUUGCCAGAUAGUCAUCCAACUGAAAAGCCUCUGAAGGUUUCUGUUGUCCCUGGACUUGUUGACCAGAAUACCGGGAUCCCAACAGUACCCUCUGCUUCGUACUCACAGAGACAGAAGCCUGUUAUUUUCUACCAACAGACCCUGCCAGAUAGUAGUAUACCUGAAGAGGCUCUGAAAGUUUCAGCUGUUCCUGGACCAGCUGACAAGACAUUUGGGAUACAAACUGUAACCUCUACUCCCUACUCACAGAGAGAAAAGCCCAGUAUUUUCUAUCAACAGAAGUUGCCAGAGACUCCCCUAACUGAAGAGUCUUUGAAACUUUUAGGUGCUCCUCGACAAGCCGACCAGAGGACAGGGAUAUCAACAGCAUCCUCUGCUCUCUACUCACAAAGAGAGAAGCCUGGUGUUUUCUACCCACAGUCAUUGCCAGGCACUCAUUUACCUGGAGAGUCUCCGAAGGUUUCAGCUGCUCCUGGAUCAGCUGGCCAUAAGACUGGGACAGCAACAGUACCUUCAAGUUCCUACUCACUUGGAGAGAAGUCCAUUAUUUUCUAUCAACAGCCUGAUGGCCAUAUACCUGAAGAGGCUCUGAAUGUUUCAGCUUCUCUUGUAUCAGUUGAGCAGAAGACUGGAAUACCAACUGUAAUCUCUCCUUCCCACUCACAUAAAGGGGAGACUGGUAUUUUUUACCAGAACGUAUCAGGUAGUCGUCUGCUUGAAGAGGCCCUGAAAGUUUCUGCUGCUCCUGGGCCAGCCGACCAGAAGGUGAGGACAUCAACAGUAUCCUCUACUUCCUACUCACUUGGAGAGAAGGCCAUUAUUUUCUAUGAGCAGGCUGUGCCAGAUAGUCAUCCACCUGAAGAGGAUCUGAAAGGCCUAGUUGUUUCAGGCCCAACUGAACGAAAGACUGACAUACCAACCUUGCCUUCAAGUUCCUACUCUCUUGGAGAGAAACCCAUUAUUUUCCACCGUCAAGCCUUACCAGGUAGUCCUUUAACUAAAGAAGCCUUGAAAACUGCAGCUGUUCCUGAGCCAGCAGACCAGAAGAGUGGGACUCCUCUAGUGUCCUCUACUGCCCACUCACUUGGAGAGAAGCCUAUUAUUUUCUACCAGCAGGCACUGUCAGACAGUCAGCUAACUACAGAAACUCUGAAAGUUUCAGCUGUUCCUGGACCAGUUGAUCAGAAGACUGGGACACCUUUCUACUCACAUAGAGAAAAGCCUGUUAUUUCUUACCAACAGGAGUUGCCGGAUAGUCAUCCAACUGAAAAGGCUCUGAAAGUUUCAAUUGUUCCAGGACCAACUGACCCCAAGACUGGUAAACCAGUGGUAAUCUCUGCUACCUAUCCACAUAGAGAGAAGCCCAAUGUUUCUUACCAGCAAGAGCUACCAGAUCUCACUGAAGCAGCUUUGAAAAUUUUAGGAGUUUCUGGACCUGCUGACCACAAAACUGGAAUAGUGCCCUCUACCCCUUACUCACAGGGAGAGCAGUCCAUCGAUUCAUACCAGCAGCAAUUGCCAGAUCUUACUGAAGUAGCUCUGAAAUCAGUCGGGGUUCCUGGACCUGCUGAUCAGAAGAUAGAAAUAGCAUCCCCUGGUUCCUACACACGAAAAGAGAAGUCCAGUAUUGUUCAUCAACAGGAGUUGCCAGGUGUUACUAAAGAAGCUGUAGAUGUUUUUGAUCUUCCUGGACUAAGUGACCAGAAGACUGGGAUACCAACAGGACCUUCUGUUAGCUACUCUGACGGACAGAAGCCCAAGGAUUUUUAUGAACAGGCCUUGCCAGAUAGUCAGGUAACUGAAGAGACUCUGAGGGCUUCAGCUGUUCCUGGACUAGCUGAUCAGAAUAGGACACCUGCAGUCCCAUCUAGUUCCUAUCAGCACAAAGAGAAACUCAAGACUUCACCUGUGAAUGUACUGGAUGAUCAGAAGACUGAAUUAUCAACAACUGCUCAUAGUUCCUACUCACAUGGAGAGAAGCCUAAAGUUUCAACUGUGAUUGGACCAGAUGACCAGAAGCCUCCGUUACAGACAAGUUUUCGUAGUUCCUAUUCUCAAAGAAUAAAGCCUAGUGUUUUAUUUCAACAGCAGUUGCCAGAUAGAGAUCAAAGUGGAGAUACCGUAAAAAUUUCACCUGUUCCUGAACCAGCUGAGGUAAAUGCUGGAAUACCAAUACCACUCUCUAGUUCCCACUUACACAGAGAGAAACCUCGAAUAGUCUACCCUCAGGAAUUGCCAAACAAACAUCUAACUGAAGAUGCACUAAAGGUUUCAACAGUUCCUGGGCCAGCUGACCAGAAAACAGUGUUACCAACAACUCCCCCUAGUUCCUUUUCACACAGAGAGAAACCAAGUAUUUUCUAUCCAAAGGAUUUGUCAGAUAGACAUCUAACUGAAGAUGCUCUGAAGGUCUCAAGUGGUCUUGGUAAAGUUGAUCAAAUAACUGGGUUACCUACAGUUUCCCCUGGAACUUAUUCACACGGUGAGAAGCAUGUUGUUUCAGAACAUGUCCAAAGGCUAAUCGAUAAUUUGCAGUCUUCUGACUCCAGUGUUAUCUCAAACGGUAUGCCUUUAAAUUCUCUGGCUGAUGAUAGGGUUAUAAUAAAUAAGCCAGAGUUUUCAGGUUUGGGGGAUAUUGGCUCUGAGGAAAUCCAGGAUACAGACAGUAGUUCCAAAACUCUCAAAGAAAUUCAGACACUUUUAAUGGAGGCAGAAAAUCUCGCAUUGAAACGAUGCAAUUUUUCUGCUCCCCUUGUCCCUUUUAGAGAUGUUAGUGAUAUUUCAUUUGUACAAUCUAAGAAGGUAGUUUGCUUCAAAGAACCCUCCGUAACUGAUAUAUCUGAUGGCAGUUUGCUUCAGAGACAGCCAUUCAGAGAGGAGAGCCCAAGCAACAAAUGCAUACUGAAGGAUACUGGCACACAGACAAGUUUGAAAUGCCAGAGAGGCGUUGAAAAUUGGGAGUUUAUUAGUUCAACUACAGUUAGAAGUCCUCUGCAGGAAGCAGAAUACAAAGCCAGAGUGGCAUUAGAUGAGACUCUUAGGCACUAUGAAGCAGCCAAAUCAGUUUUGAGGUCUGAACCUGAAGGGUAUAGUGGAACCAUCGGGAAGAAAAUUAUUAUUCCUGUGAUGAGUAUUAUAAAAAGUGACUCAAGUACUGAUACAAGUGAUGAAAAUGCUUCCUGCUCAUGGGAAAGUAAUGUACCAGAGUCUUUGGAAUCAGUUUCUGAUGUUCUUCUAAACUUCUUUCCAUAUGCUUCAGCUAAGUCAAGCAUGGAAGAUAGCAGAGAGGAAGAGGGUGUGUCAGAGAGUGAUGAUUGUGGUGGUAGUAUAGAUUCGCUGGCUGCACAUGUGAAAAAUCUUCUGCAAUGUGAGUCGUCAUUGAAUCACGCUAAAGAGAUACUUAGAAAUGCAGAAGAAGAAGAGUGUCGGGUACGAGCACGAGCACGAGCCUGGAAUAUGAAGUUUAAUUUAGCACACGAGUGUGGAUACUCCAUUUCAGAAUUAAAUGAAGACGACAGGAGGAAAGUAGAAGAGAUCAAGGCAGAGUUGUUUGGUCAUGGGAGAACAACUGACUUGUCCAAGGGUUUCCAGAGUCCACGGGGAAUAGGAUGUAGCCCGGAAGCUGUAUGUGGCCACAUUAUUAUUGAAAGCCAUGAAAAAGGGUGUUUCCGGACUCUUACUGCUGAACAGCCACAAUUGGACAGUCAUCCUUGUGUUUUCAGACCUGCCGAACCAUUACAAAUGAUCAGAGGACAUCGGAGUGCAUCACCCUGCACAGCGAGGCACAUCAGCCUUUCUCAGUCACCAGACCAGAGUAACCCCCAUUUCAAAGUUUGGAAUUCCUUGCGCUUGGAAAGUCCUUCUCCACUUGGAAUACCUGAAGACUUCAAAAUUAGCAAGAGUCUUCGAAUGCCAUUCCAUGAACCUACUUGUAUGCCACCUAAAGAAAUGAAUUUUCAUUCUUUAUCACAAAUGCUGCCCUCAGAACCUAUGAAAGAGUUUACUACCUCCAUCACUUUUUCAUCUCACCGACAUUCUAAAUGUGUUUCAGAUUCUUCUAUUCUUAAGGUUGGUGUUACUGAAAGUAGCCCGUGUACUGGAGCAUCUAUGGGAGUAUUUAAUUCUCAAGAGGAAAAUCCUCCCAGAGAUCUAAUACAGAAAGCUUCUGCCCCUUCAUCACUUAAAAAACCUAGUCAUUUACCAAAUAAAACUGUGACUAUUUUAGCAGAAGGUAGUAGGCAAAGCCAAAAAUUACCUGUAAAUCUUGAGCAUUCUCACCAAGAAGAAAAACUCAUAGAAAGAUCAGAUUUUAAAGUCAGUUUUUCUGAGCCCAGUACCAGUGCCAGUUGUAGUAAUUACAAGGAAAUCCAGUUUUCUGAUAAUCAGACCCUCAUUAGCAUGGACAGACCAAGUUCCACAGUAGGAAUUGAGAAGAACGUAACUAUAAUUCCAGAUCUUCCUUCGCACAUUUUUCUUGAACAACGAGAGCUCUUUGAACAAAGCAAAACCCCACAUGCAGAUCACCAAGUGAGAAAACACCAUUCUCCCCCUUCUCCAGACAUUCCUUCUUCCAUUUUUCUUGAACAACGAGAACUCUUUGAACGGUGCAAAUCCCCAUACAUAGAUCAUCCGUUGAGAGAAAGCCAUUCUCUCUUUCCUCAAGGUCAGGAAUGUAUAGCUUCAGACCUUCCUUCUCCCAUUUUUCUUGAACAACGUCAAAGCAAAGCCCCAUGUAUAGAUGACCACAUGAGAAAACACCAUUUCCCCCUUUCUCAAGGUCAGGAUUGUGUAGUGGAAAAGGAUAAUCAACUUAAGCCUAUUUCAUACAUUUCUAAUAUAAAUGUUGAAGCCAAGUUCACUAAUGUGGUCUCCCAGUUGGUUCCAGAUCACUGUACAUUAGCAACAUCUGCAUCUACUCCACCUUCAAAUAGAAAAGCACUUUCUUGUGUUCGUAUAACUCUUUGUCCCAAGACUCCUUCCACGUUGGAAAGUGGAACAUUAGAUAAGAGAUUUCAUUCAUUGGAUCCUGCUUGUAAAACAAGGAUGAAUAGUGAGUUUGACUCUGACCUACAAACUCUGUCUUCAAGAUCAUUGGAACCAACCUCCAAAUUACUGACCUGUAAACCUGUAGCACAGAAUCAAGAAUGUUUAGAUUUUCUAGGACCUAUUUCUCCAUUGGACUUCCAAGUCAUACAGUCUCCUCUUCCAGACAGUAGUACUAUUGCUCAGAACUUGAAAACCAUGCCUUCUCAGAAUAGCCAGUUAGUAACCUCAAGGCAAAUACAAGUGAACAUUUCAGAUUUGGAAGCAUAUUCCAGUCCAGAGGGGACUCCAGUAUCUGCUGAUCGAUUUCUAGAGGAGAGUAAAACCCCUUUUUCUGGAAAAAUAUCAUCUGAUGCCGUCACUCAGAUAACUACAGAAAGUCCAGAAAAGACCAUGUUCUCAUCUGAGAUUUUUAUUAAUGCUAAAGAUGAUGGCAGUGAAAUUCCAGAGCCCAGAACCCAAAAGGUGCCCAAACCUCCUGUCAGGUUUGCUUCAUCAUCCUCAGUUCAACAGAUCACUCCUACUAGUGGCACAGACGCCCAGCCUGAACUAUUGCCAUACAAGCCAUCUGGCAGUUCGAAGAUGUACUAUGUUCCACAGUUAGGAAAGACUCCUUCAUUUCCAGAUUCCAAAUCAGACACCACCAUUGAGAGCUCACAUUCAGGAUCCAAUGAUGCUAUUGCUCCAGACUUCCCUGUUCAGGUGCUAGGCACAAGGGAUGAUGAACUUCCAGACACUGUAAACAUUAAACAUAAAGAAGGGAUCUAUAGUAAGAGGGCGAAGUCUAAGCCGUCCUUGUCAUUGGAGAAAAUUCCCUUUCCAAAAGAUAAUGCAGAUUCUUCAGUUCCACUGCCCAUCACUGGGGAUGAGAACCUUGCAAACAAAAAGCAGGAAGAGGAGAUCCACAGUAAAAAGGCAGUGCCCAAAACUGCCCAGCCGGAAGAAAGCAAACCCUUGCAGAAGGAAGCUGCAGGUUCCGGUGGUCCUACUGCUCCAGAGCACUCAGCUCAAGUACAAGACACAAAGUUGGGCAGCCUAUCAGACUCUAAGGUCAUUAAACAGAAAGAGGAGAUCCAUAUGAAGGGCACUAUUCCCAAGAAAGCCUGGCUGGAAGAUAAAGAGUCCUUAGAGAUAGAUAUUGCAGAAUCUGAAAGUCACUCAGAAUUUGAAAAUACCACCCAUUCUGUCUUCAGGUCAGCCAAGUUUUACUUUCAUCAUCCAGUGCACCUAGCAAGUGACCAAGAUUUUUGUCAUGAAUCUGUGGGAAGGAGUGUGUUGGUGCAGCAUUCUUGGAAGGAUUUCUUUCAGCAUCAUUCAGACAAGCAUAGAGAACACACUUACCUUCCUCCCCCAUUUCAAAGUGUGGACAAGACUCAGACUGACUAUACCAGAAUAAAGAGCCUCAGCAUCAAUUUGAAUUUGGGAAACAAAGAAGUGAUACAUACUACUAAAAGUCAGGCUAGAGAUUAUCUGAAAAGCAGCAGACAAAUUAAUGACCCAAAAAAGGAACAUAAAGUCACCCGAGAGGUAACAACCCAGCAUACCUCGAAUCUAAAUGAACUCUGGAACAAGUAUCAGGAACGACAAAAGCAACAGAAACUGCCUGGGUUCAUUGACGGGAAAGAACUGUCUUUGGUGGAGCGACUGGAUCGCUUGGCUAAACUUCUUCAGAAUCCCAUCACACAUUCUCUCCAUGCCUCUGAAAGCACACAAGAUGAUAGCAGAGGGGAGCGCGAUGUUAGGGAAUGGAGCGGUAAACAUCAACCACAGAAAAGCAAGCUUCAGAAAAAGAAGCGGUAUAAAAGCCUAGGAGAUCUUAAACAUAGAAACAUAAGCGAUCUUAAAAAAAGCAAGGUGCUUUCUCAUCAUGCUGGGAGGCCCAGUCAGAUUAAAAUUGAACAGAUUAAAUUUGAUAAAUACAUUCUGAGAAAACAGCCAGGUUUUAAUUAUAUAAGCAACACUUCUUCAGAGUCUAGGCCCUCAGAGGAAAGUGAGCUACUCACAGAUACCACCACCAACAUUCUUUCCACCACCACUUCUGUGGAUUCAGAUAUAUUGACCCAAACAGAUAGAGAGGUAACUUUGCGUGAAAGGAGUAGUUCUAUUUCCACCAUUGACACGGCCCGAUUGAUCCAAGCUUUCGGCCACGAAAGAGUAUGUAUGUCACCCAGGCGAAUUAAGUUAUACAGCAGCACCACCAACCAACAGAGAAGAUACCUUGAGAAGCGGUGUAAGCACAACAAGAAAGCAUUGAAUGUUGGGCAUCCCCAAAUGACUUCUGAGCACACGAGAAGGAAACGCAUCCAGGAGGAAAACCAGAUGAUUUCUUCUGACUCUGUUUCAUCUUCUGCUGGUACUUUCUUGAGCUCGAACUCUACCAUUUGCAACAAGCAAAAUGUACACAUGUUAAACAAGGGCGUACAAGCAGGUCACUUGGAGAUUGUGAAUGGUGCCAGAAAACACACUCGAGACGUUGGCGUGACUUUCCCGACUCCAAGUUCUAGCGAAGCCAGAUUAGAAGAGGAUAGUGAUGUGACUUCCUGGUCAGAAGAAAAAAUUGAGGAAAAGAUGCUCUUUACCAAUUAUCUUGGAGACAAAAAGUUAAGGAAGAGCAAACAGAAUUCCUGUGAAGGAGUUUCAUGGUUUGUUCCUGUGGAAGAUGUGAAGUUUGAAUCUAAGAAGGAAAACCUGCCCAAGAUUUGUGGCCCCGGUGUCUCCUGGUUUGAACCAAUAACCAAAAUCAAACCCUGGAGGGAACCGCUGCGGGAACAGAACUGGCAGGGACAGCGUGUGGCCGACUGGGGGUCACUGGCAGGCCCAAGCCAAGAUCAUGGUCGGGACACACCAAGGCCGUUUGUGAGAGCAACUCUACAGGAAGCACUGCAGCUCCACAGACCUGACUUCAUCUCCCGCUCUGGGGAGCGGAUAAAGCGCCUGAGGCUAAUUGUGCAGGAACGGAAGCUGCAGAAUGUGUUGCAGAGUGAGCGGGAUGCGCUGUUCAAUGCCCCGGCCCCCCUGCCCGAGAGAGUGCUCCUGGCUGCCCAGAAGACCAAGCCCAUUGGGAAGAAGGAGAUGAUUCAGAGGUCUAAACGGAUGUAUGAGCAGCUGCCAGAAGUCCAGAAAAAGAGAGAAGAGGAGAAGAGGAGACUGGAAUAUAAGACGUACCGGCUGCGAGCCCAGCUGUAUAAAAAGAAAGUGACCAAUCAACUCCUGGGGAGGAAAGUCCCCUGGGACUGACAAGAUUAUUUUCCUUAGAGCCCUAUUAUAUUUUGUGAACCCAGAGAUGUACAACCCCUACUUUUAUGAGUCUGGUUUAAAUAAAGCUCACUCUGUCCAUGUGUAAUUCACAAAUAAUAAUUUACUAAAGAGCCGGGGGCGGGUGCUGAUGAAAGCCAGCGCUGGUUUGGGAGCAGAGCUUCAUCCGUGGAGGACUCGCGCCCACGCGGAUUAUGUGUCACGGUGAUACUCUCUCCUCAUUCCAACUGGAAAUGAGUCCCUUUUUAAAUGUGUUUUUAUACUUUUAAGAAAAUAAAUAACUUUUGAUUAACUUG